Actinia tenebrosa (Australian red waratah sea anemone) is the source of this 1054-nucleotide messenger RNA. RefSeq names its product astacin. Gene Ontology annotation, biological process: proteolysis. Gene Ontology annotation, molecular function: metalloendopeptidase activity; zinc ion binding. NCBI's taxonomy places the organism in Eukaryota, Metazoa, Cnidaria, Anthozoa, Actiniaria, Actiniidae. The record is from RefSeq and is a predicted model, not a curated record.
UCCUCCUUUUCCCUUACAAAUACAGCCAUGUUCAAUCUCCAAGCACAGUUCUUCCCAUAGACAUUCAAGAUGAAGUUCCUUGUUUUGUGUGUUCUUCUUGGUGUGGCGUUCGGUAGCAAUCCUGAAGAAAACGCCGGAGUUGACGACCCAAACCUGUACGAGGGAGACAUGAUCCUGACUGACGCUCAGCGAAUGGCAGCUGAAAUGGGAAUGGACGUGGAUAAACCAAUCGGUAGAGGAAGCAUCAAGAAUGGCCGUUGGCCAGGAGGAGUGAUGGCUUACACUAUUGACGGCAGCUUACGACGCAACUCCCGAGCAAUGAAUGCCAUCAGAGCCGGAAUGAAAAUGUGGACUGACAAUACUUGUAUCAGAUUCAAAGAGAGGGCAAACGAGYAUGCGUAUGCGCACUUCCAGAUUGGAAGAGGGUGCUCUUCCAUGGUGGGACGAACAGGACGUCUUCAAAGAAUCAAUCUUGCCAGUGGAUGCUGGUACCCAGGAAUCGUUGCGCACGAAAUAGGUCACGCACUCGGUUUUUACCACGAGCAGUCACGCCCUGAUCGAGACGAUUACGUUACCAUCAACUGGAAUAACAUUAACCCAAGCAUGAAGUUCAACUUUAACAAGUACCCAAGGUCCACCAUUGAUUCUCUGGGAACUCCAUACGAUUACUACAGCGUCAUGCACUAUGAUGCUUAUGCAUUCAGCAGAAACAGGAGACCAACCAUCGUAGCUAAAAAAUCUGGGGUUAAACUUGGCAACCGCAGUAACUUGAGUAAGAUCGACAUCCAACAGAUGAACAUGAUGUACAAGUGCAGUGGUGGUGGUGGUGGUGGUGGUGGUGAAGGUGGAGGGGUUAACCCACCACCCCCACCCCCUCCCCCUCCAGGUGACUGCAAGGACACUGGUCGUUACUGCUCAUACCACGUCCCAAGAGGAGACUGCAAGAGAAUGCAGAUUGUCAAACAAAGGUGCAAAAAAAGCUGCAAUCUGUGUUAGAUGUUACGAAUUUGAUUCGCUGGCUCAUCAAAAUCAUGAAUAAAAUAAUUUAAUUUAA